AGAAAGUCAGAAGAGCCCAUCUUCUUCUUCCUCUUGGUUCUUGCCUCUCUCUUCUCGUUGGAUAUCAUAAAAAGACAAUUCUAUCGAGUUCCCAUCACUAUUCCCGAUUUCUGAUUUAUUUUUCCCUUUCACUGUAGAUCCUUUUUUCCGACUCACACACUUUCGAUAUUUUCUUUUGUUUUCUUCAAAAAAGACAUAUUUUUUUUGCUGGGACUAUCAAUUGGGGUCCGUCGCCACGCCACGCGCCGAGCUCGCAAUAUAUCGAAAGCAACGAUCUAGGAAGGAUCUUAAAAAUCCUACUUGGCCACAAAUUUUUGCUAUUUUUAUUAUUUUCCGUGUUUAAUUUCUGAUUCAGACAGGAAGAUUAAUAUUAAGCACUAGUUGUGCAAAUUCACAAUUUUUUUUUGUGGAUGGAAACAAAUUUCUGGCACACGUAUUCCAAUCCAAAUCGACAAUAUACGCGUCUCUGAUGGAUAUGUUUUGGAUUCAGUGAGAAACAGAGAUUGAUUUUGGUUUUCUUUAAUCAUGGUGGAGCCUUAUGAGACACGUAACAACGGUGAAGCAUCCCAGAUGAUCAGAUAUCAGAGUUAUAACCAUCACAAUUCCAGACUACCAUCUUCAUUAUCAUCGCCAUUGCUUGAUUUGAGAGUGUUCUAUGUCAGAAUCAGUAAUUUCAAGGUGGAUCAUUCGACACCUGAGGUUCUCACCAUUACUCAUAUUCCUUUGGAUCCAGAUUCACUUCUGGAGAUUAAUGGUGUUAGAAUGAGCAUGUACUCUGAAGGAGUUUCUUCUCAGCUUAGGCGUGAUCGUGUUGAUAAGAAAUCUGAAGUUGCUACUUUUAUCAGCACGGAUAAUAUCAGGUUAUCUGGUAGUGUGAAGUUUGAGGUUUAUGAUAAAGAUGAGCUGGUUUUGUCUGGAACGCUUGAGAUGUCUGGUAGUAAUGGUUUCACUGGUGAAUCUAAGCAUAGCGUGAAGCGGUGGAACAUGAAUUGUGAAGCUGAGAUCACUGCAGAGUCUGGUUUCUUGAAGGAGAAACAUAUUGGUGGUUCGGAGUUAUCUUCUCCAUUGCCAACUAUUGAAGUCUAUGUCACUGGCUGCUUUUCUGGAACUCCUAUCAUCCUAACGAAGACUCUACAGCUUGGUUUCAGAAAGAAGCACGGUAGAGUGACUGCAUUAGAUUCGAUUCCCGAGUAUGAAACUGAUGAGCCUCAUAAAGGAAACUCAUCUGAGCUUGAUUAUCAGUCAGUUCUAAGGUGACUUAUUGGUUGGAAUAUCGUGGUUUUCACAUGUUACUGAAUAUGGAAGUUAUAAACAAGAAUAUGAAGGAGAACACAGCGACAUGUACUGGAAUAGAGAGUACGCAGAUGGUGAAGAUGGUGAGAUGUCGUGGUUCAACGCUGGUGUGAGGGUUGGUGUGGGAAUUGGUCUUGGUGUCUGUGUAGGUCUUGGCAUUGGGGUUGGCCUUCUGGUGCGUACCUAUCAAUCGACCACCAGAAACUUCAGAAGGAGGAUUAUCUAGUUUCAUUCAAAUUGCCUCAAGCUUCAUCUACUCUCUCCCUCUAACUCCAAUCCGUUGCACAUCACUUUUGACUGCAGAACUCUAAGCUAUAUAGUCUAAGCUAAUACUGCUGUGUAGUAUAAUUUUUGUUUUAUGUACUUUUUAAUCUCUUUGUGCCUUCAAAUUUUGAAAGAAAUCAUUUUCCCUUCUUCUUGUGUUUGGUGAGAUUCAGAUUGAAAGAAACAAAGCUUGUUGCUGGUAAUGCGAAUCUUGUUUUCUGCUUCCUGUAAAUAAAAUGCUUAUGAGUGUAAAGAGUUUUUGGAUUCGCUU
Messenger RNA from Arabidopsis thaliana (thale cress), 1828 nucleotides. Its product is annotated as Erythronate-4-phosphate dehydrogenase family protein. NCBI's taxonomy places the organism in Eukaryota, Viridiplantae, Streptophyta, Magnoliopsida, Brassicales, Brassicaceae. The coding region runs from base 526 to 1257 and encodes 243 amino acids. The transcript is spliced from 4 exons. The record is from RefSeq and is marked reviewed.